AUGGCCGCCAGCGAGGCUUCAGCCUCCAAUGUCUUUUCGCUGGACAACUUCAUGCGCCUUCCCAUCGAGGCUCAAGAUCUCAUCUUGUCGCAGCUGUCCGAGGCACCCUCCAAUAUUCUCAGCUGCUCGAAUGCCGACCCAAAUCUGGAGCAAAUCAUUCGAAACCAUCUAAAACAUUGGGAUGUGGUGGACUUUGAAAUGGUGAAUGGGCUUCGGAUUGCGGCAGCUAAACAACCUGGUUGCUCGCGCUCGUGCAAGUGGAGUCAUGGCUUUGAGAGCACUGAGGAACGAGAUAAAGCUGCUGCUGUCUUUCUCCAAAACUCUCGCGUCAAGAAGCUGAAAUAUGCUAGCCGCAGUCAUUUUUUCGACGGAUUCCACGCUGAUUACCUUGUCGAUCCAAAAGUCGACUCGGUCACGCAACUGCAAGAAUUCGCAGACAAGCUAAAAUGCACGGGCCUCAGUCUACACAACAUCGACGAUACCUUGGCUGAAAAGUCAGCCUUGCUCGAAUUCUUCAUCCAAAACCCGAAAAUCACAACUGCCAAUCUCUUCAUAAUCGGUGAAGAGCAUCUUCAGCUUUUGACCUCAAUGACGCAGCCGCGGAUGAAGCUGCAAAUCCGCGGCGAUCGGUAUCCGGAAGCUAUUUUUGACAAGCUCUUCACGAUCGCUAAUACCGUCAUUCAGCAAUGGCAAAACAACCAGCGGGAGAUUGAUGCGUGGAUGGUUUGCCUGGAGACGGGCGAUGUACUGUUGAAUGAUGAUCGGAAUCAAGCACUACAUAAAUUCGCACAAAAACUUGCUGACGGUCGGCCGGGUAACUUCGAGCAGGACAACAUCGACCCCCGAUUUCAGCUGAUCCGGCGAAAAGAAGGCUCCGGCUUGCUAAUUCUGACUGGAGGGUUGUCGAUGAUCCUGAUCUCCUGUGACUACCAGCUACGACGCUCCCGCGGACUUGGUCAAGGCACUCAGGUUCAGCUCUACCACUACGAGAUGCACCUGCCUAUGGAACGACUUUACGAGGCCGAGUCGAAAUUAUGGAAAUUUGAAAAGGCCAAGAAGAGCAGCCCAGAAAAUGAUGAAGCCGCUUCAAAGUCUGCGGGGGAAAGCCUUCGAGCAGAUCUCCAAAAAGCGCAGAAUAAAGUCGAAGAAUUAGUCCGGGACUACGUUAAUGCGUUUGGCAAGGUGCCAGAGCGAGAGCUGGCCAUCGAUAUGCUCUAUCUCACUGAAGAAUACGAAGAAUUUGACGAGGCGCCAAAUCUCAACAUUGGUCUGUUCGCCGAGCUCUUCGAUCGUGGAUUCGAGCCGGAAGGUUAUCCGAGUUACUACGAGGUCUCCUGGUGGCACCUAGGCAGUACGCGCGACUUCGCUAAUCAUUACAAAAAUCACGGAACAAUCCCAAAUUAUUAUUUU
Mesorhabditis spiculigera is the source of this 1410-nucleotide messenger RNA. Lineage: Eukaryota; Metazoa; Nematoda; Chromadorea; Rhabditida; Rhabditidae. The record is from the annotation of a GenBank genome assembly.